This is a messenger RNA of Cloeon dipterum, 2521 nucleotides long. Its product is annotated as leucine-rich repeat-containing protein 40-like. Bases 150 to 2021 code for a protein of 623 amino acids. Gene Ontology annotation, molecular function: protein binding. The record is from RefSeq and is a predicted model, not a curated record. Lineage: Eukaryota; Metazoa; Arthropoda; Insecta; Ephemeroptera; Baetidae. The transcript has 12 exons.
UUUAAAUUUCCCGCCAAAGUUCAUGCCUUGCAAAAUUCAUGUGUCUCAACACAGGGAAGGGGUGUGAGAGGUGGGAGUCAGCAUGCAGCCUGGCCAGCCUGGUUCUCAGUCUCUGCUUUGUUUUGAUUAUGUAAAGUGGCCGUGCAGGAAUGGCAUCUGGGAUGAAGAGCAGAAUUCCGAGGGGGCAGCAAGCCACUCCAAAGGGCCCCAGUGGGCGCCUGGGCAAACUUAACCCCAUAUUUCAGAAACAGACAUCAGCUAUGGAGGCCUCGCAGCUAUCGCCGUUGAUCGUGAAGCAAGCUCGCAAAAGUGGAAAACUCAAUCUGUCAGGCAAGAGUCUGACAACAGUCCCAGAGCGAGUGUGGACGCUGGACAGUCUGGACGAGUUGGAAAUAAAGUCGCUAGAAAUGCGUAUUUCAGAUAGCGCUCGUGAUGAGGAAGACUCAAAAUGGUGGGACCACGAACCACUGACUAACCUGGACAUCAGUAACAACUGCAUCACCAGCAUUUCUCCAAGUAUCAAAUAUGCAGCAGCGUUAACCACUUUAAUGCUUCAGCAUAACAGCCUUUGCACUUUGCCUAAUGAAAUAGGCCAGCUGCAAAGAUUAAAAAUACUCAACCUGAGCCACAACAAGCUGACAGAUUUGCCUGAGGGAGUUUUUGGCCUGAAAGAGUUGCGGCAGCUGAAUUUGUCUUUUAAUCACUUGGAAGAUUUGUCUGAAUCGAUUGGAGAUCUCAAUAUGCUCGAAAAACUGGACCUGUCACACAAUCGACUGACCGUCCUCUCGCCUGGUAUUGGUUUCCUAACCCACCUCACGCACCUAAUGGCCACGCACAACCAAAUCGCAGAUGUGCCUCCUGACGUGGGAAAUCUCAGGGUUUUGCGCGAACUCGACUUAUCUAACAACGAGAUCCCAUCUUUGCCACUACUUGGUGAGUUAAGGAAACUCGAGAUUUUCAGAGCGGAACACAACAACAUCACUGACUUGCCUGACUUCACGGGUUGUGCCUCCAUUCACGAGGUGCACCUUUCUGGAAAUUGCAUCGCUGAGCUGUCGGAAACGGAACUUGAGGCACUGGAGCAAGUUCGAGUGCUGUGCUUGCGCGACAACAAACUGGAGGUUAUUCCAGAGUCUGUCACUUGUCUAAAAAAUCUCAUUCGACUCGAUGUCGGCAACAACGGCAUCAAGGAUUUGCCAGCUUGCUUGUCCUUGUUACCGCACCUGAGCACUCUGACGCUGGAUGGCAAUCCUCUGAGGACGAUCCGCACGGACGUAAUCAAAGGAGGCACAACGCGGGUGCUCAAGGUCCUCCGGGGGCAGCUGAGCAACGACUUGUCGCCUAGCAUGAAUCAAAACUCUGGUUUGCCGGGAAUGAAUGCUCAGCCAUGGCCGAACAAGUACAACAUGAAGUCAAGCAGAUCGCUCAACCUGGGAAUGCGGCAGAUUACCGAAGUGCCUGAUGAAGUUUUUGAAGAGGCAGUACAAGCUGAGGUGUACAAUGUGGAUCUUUGCAAGAAUCUCCUUACGCAAGUUCCAUCAGGCGUGACACUGGUGGCUGAACUGCUUACCGAGCUCAACUUGUCCAACAACAAGCUUACCACACUGCCAACCACUCUGACCGCUUGCAAAAGGUUGCAGUACUUGGAGGUCAGCCAAAAUUUGCUGACGGAUUUGCCACCAAACUUUGACGCGUUUGAGCAGCUGCGCGAGAUAAAUUUCUCCUUUAACAGGUUUGAAGCAGUGCCAGCAUGUUUGUAUGGGUUGCCCAAGCUGGAAAUCCUCAUGUGCAGAGACAACAAAAUUAAGGAAAUUGAUGCAGUGGGGCUGGGCAGCAUUCCUCGGCUGGCCACUCUGGACCUGAGCAACAACGAUAUAAGUUCAGUCCCACCUCAGCUUGGUUUGAUUCGGCUCCACUGCCUAGAGUUGGCAGGGAAUUCGUUCAAAGUGCCAAGGCAGAACAUCUUGUCGAAGGGAACCCCAUCGAUUCUCUCUUACCUUCGAGACCGACUGCCAAAGUGAUAUAAGUAUAUCCAUCCCUACUUUUCCUUCUCACAUUUAGUGGUGAUUUGCAGCUGCGAUUUCAACUUUGUUUAGUACUUGGAAGUUUUUAACCGAUUUCGUUCCAUUUUCCUGAACUGCUAUUUUGUGCUUGUGAUGUUAGCUUCAAUGCCCUUUGUUGCGUGGAAUGUGAGUGGCACAUAUGUUGUAAAAAUUGUCGUUAUAUAUAGUACAAAUUUACCUCGAUUUCGAUACACGUCACUAGUGAUAUUUGUGAGAUGCCAUAAAAUGAAAGUUUUAUUUAUUUACAUAGUUCCGUGGAGAAUAAAUGGCGGCUACGUUAUUUGUAAGUUUAGUUCCCAUUAUUUAGUCUGUCACUGAAGGUGAAUCUGAAAGUGUGCUGUGUUAUUUCAAGAGAUAUUGUGUUUUCCCUUUUAUAUACUCUGUUAUUCACAAGUGAGGCUAUGAUUUUUGUGAUUCGUUAAAAAAUGCUCCACAAAAUAUAUAUACUGCAAAGCUAA